Messenger RNA from Leptidea sinapis, 4035 nucleotides. Its product is annotated as 5'-deoxynucleotidase HDDC2. The transcript has 4 exons. Gene Ontology annotation, molecular function: 5'-deoxynucleotidase activity. The record is from RefSeq and is a predicted model, not a curated record. Bases 181 to 780 code for a protein of 199 amino acids. Gene Ontology annotation, cellular component: cytoplasm. Lineage: Eukaryota; Metazoa; Arthropoda; Insecta; Lepidoptera; Pieridae.
AUGACAUACAUCAGACAUAUAAUAUAAACUAUUGAUAAAUCAGAACACAUAAAAUUAGUUCUUUCUAUAACUUUUAUCAAUAAUGAAAAUGUAGUGUAUGUUUACAUAUUUAUAUCAAUUAAUUGUGAAUCCCUAUUGCGCAACCACUUUUAAUUCUAAUAAUUACCUUUUUCCAUUAUCAUGGCGCUAAUUGAACAUUCCAAAAUUGUUGAAUUUUUGGAAUUAGUUGGGCGAUUAAAGCACAUAAAAAGAACGGGCUGGUUACUAUGUGACAUAGAUGAUUGUGAAUCAAUAGCUGGCCAUAUGUAUAGAAUGGGUCUGAUGACCUUCCUAUUAACAGAGGAAAAUAACCCUACCAAAUUAGACCGCUUCAGAUGCCUUCAAAUUGCUCUAAUUCAUGACUUGGCAGAAUGUAUUGUGGGUGACCUCACACCUCAUUGUGGUGUUCCUCCGGAUGAGAAGCACAGGAGAGAAGCUGAGGCUAUGAAGCAAAUUGCUGAACUCACUGGUAUUGCUGGUGAUAGAAUGUAUGAUCUGUAUAUGGAAUAUGAAACUCAAAGCACACCAGAAGCUAAAUUUGCCAAAGAUUUAGACAGGUAUGAUAUGGUACUGCAAGCAUUCGAAUAUGAAAAGCGUGAGAAUGCACCGAAGAAACUUGAAGAGUUCUUCACAGCAACAUAUGGGAAGUUCAAUCAUCCUUUUAUUCAGGAUCUAGCUAAGGAGCUGUACAGACAGAGGGAUGAGUUUGAAAAGAAAAAACUAGUUAAUGGUAGUGUUUAAAAUAUGCUUUGUGGAUAUCCAUGCUACUCUAGCCAUUACCAGUGGGAGGCUCCUUUGCACUCCGGUGCCGGCUAGAUUAUGGGUGGCGCCUAUUUCUGCCGUGAAGCAGUAAUGUGUAAGCAUUACUGUGUUUCGGUCUGAAGGGCGCCGUAGCUAGUGAAAAUACUGGGCAAAUGAGACUUAACAUCUUAGUCUCAAGGUGACGAGCGCAAUUGUGGUGCCGCUCAGAAUUUAUGAGUUUUUCAAGAAUCCUGAGCGGCACUGCAUUGUAAUGGGCAGGGCGUAUCAAUUACCAUCAGCUGAACGUCCUGCCCGUCUCGUCCCCUAUUAUCAUAAAAAAAAAACACUGCUCAAACACACUUUAUGAGAUAUAGUACAUAACCAAUGUUACCAUCUAUUACAAUGCUGUUUUUAUGACUUUGUCAACAUUAUAAAUCUGCUUAUAUUAAAAUUAUGCCCUUGUAUUUGUAUUAUGUAUGGGUACUUCUUAUUAGUGUGGUGGCUAGUAAGUGUAAUAGUUUGUGAUGUUCGUAAAGGUGUAGUCAAAUGCUGUUCCAAAUAUAAGUUAGUAAAUAAUAAAAUAUUUAGAUAGUUGUAUGGUGGGGUUGAGCUCACACCACAUCAUUGUUCAAUCUCCAAUAAACACCAACUUUUAUAUAUAUCAGCUGAUAUUAAGCUUUAAAGUUUUAUGACAAUAGAUUCAGUAUUUUAUAUUUAAAACGUUCGGCCUAUAUGUGUAGUGCCAUAAUGUGAUUUAACUGUUGUAUGAAUGUGAUUUAUCUUCAGAAUGCAAUAGAAAAUAGAUACUCACUAUAUAUGUAUCUAUACCUUAUAUUUCAAUUUCAACAUAGUUCAUGCAUCAUUAUUAUUGUUUGUAGCAAUAGCAUGAGUUAUACAGUAAAGUAAAAAUAAUUAUAUGUAUUUAUGUAUAAGUAGCUAAUAUAAAAAAAAUACUUCAAAAGAUUUAAAUCAUAUGCAAUGUAUCAAUCAUAGUCAAGUCUGUAGUCCAAUACACACUAUAUUAGGAAAUUCUCUCGUGAAUGUAUGGGUGCUUCUCAUUACAGAUUAUUAUCUUUUGACUGGAUAGGGUAAUACUCAUAACAGAUUAUUAGCUAAAUCCACAUCUGGGUAGCGAGCCACAAAUAAUCAACCACACUUGUAUUCGGCUAUGUCAUAUUGGCUGCUUAGUAUUACUAUACUAAAACUGAUGGGUUAGUAAGAAUAUUGAAUAUGUAACAGCACUGAAAAUUCUGAAGAGCCUGUUCACCGUUUUAAGUUAUUUUUUGUUUGUUUGUUCAAUCUAUAGCAUAUUUAUUUAAUAAUACAGCUAUACUUACGAUUUAUCGGUGUUUAACUAGUUUCGGACCAUUUGGCGGUCCUUCAUUAGGGUGAGUUUAGUGUAGUGAGGUGGUUCAAUCAAUUGUGAGUAAAGCCGUAUUACUUAAUAAGUUAACCAUGUCUCACAAAAGUUUUAAUAAAUUAAAAUUAUAUGUAUUAUACAUAAAUAUAUUAUCAUCAUAGCUACUCAAAGCUAUAGCAGUUUCUGUAUGAUCACAGCUACGCAAUUGUAAACUGCCGUACCACAUCAACAUGCAAAUUUAAUUUGUUACCAAUCAUAAUUUAUAAACUAUGAGGGAUUCAAUACGCCCCAGCUCUUUUACUAACCUAGCCUACCAACCAUCCAAAUUAAUUUGUUUAUUUUUUAAGUUAUCAAUGAAAUUUUUAUAUUUAAUCCCAGAAGUGAGGGAGACCACUUAAAAAAUAACAAAUUGUUCACACAAACAUGGUCAUUAUUUUUUUUUAGAAGUUUUAAUGUUCUCGGUAUCAACUGAAAGCAACUCGAAAAUUUUAGAUGAUUCUUGAUUCAUGCCCUGUAAUGUCAUUUCAUAGAGGUUGAAUAUAACAAGAGUGAAUCUGUGAAUAUUUUGAAUGGUUUUAUAAUUAUUUGUGUUGUGUUUUACUGUAUUUUGUUAUGUACUUUCUUUCAAAAAGAAAUGUGAUAAUCUAAGUGUUAAUUUGGAUUUUAUAGGUUCCUGAUUUUAAUAUUUUAUUUUUUAGUGGUACAAUAUAGUAUUUAUUUUCUGUAAACUUUUAAAAGUAUUUCAACUCAGUCACUUGUGAACAUUGAAGAAAUAUCGUGAUCAAUUAAUUAUUUAUUUUUCAACAAAUAUUUAAUUUCAAGGUUACUCGCGUUUUAAUAUUUUAUACAUAUUUUUAUUUAAAUAUUCAUAGGUACAUAAAUGUUCAAGCUGUUAGUUUAAGUUUUGUCUGGUGAUCAUAAAGCAAGGAAAUAUGUGAAGUAAUUUUUUUUAAGUAAUUUACUGGUACUGUUUUGAUAUAAUUAACAUUGGUCUAUAAUAAGCUUAUCGCCUCUACACGAGGCAUCCUCAGCAAAUGUUGACUCGCCAAACUCUGGCACGACUCAAGUCAGAGUCUCGUGGCACAAACACGUGUCGAAAUGUUUGAAGACGAAUAUUGGCGGAAUUAACACUCAAGAAAACUCAAAACAUUUGGAUAAUUAUGGAUUUCCGCAAAAUAACGCCUACUUCAAUAAAUAAAAUGUAUCAUAAGCUAGCGAACUGUAAAUUUUUCAUUUAUUUUUAUUUUUGAUGCUGGUAAGUAUUCAUAAAGUUCGCUGUAUCAUAUUCAUGAUUCCUCUUAAGACAUAUUAUAUAAAAAAAAAAAUAAUACAUUUAAAUCUUAAAGUAUUAUCGAGGUCAUUUUUAGCUUUGCAUGAGCAGUCUUUGGUCAUUUUGAGAUGUUUUACAAUUCAUAACAUAGAUAUAGGUUAUUGUGUUGUGUUUCCAUUUAUGAAAGACCUAUUUCAGUUCAAAGUUAUUAUUUGUAUGAAAUAACUAGUACUUAAUAAUCGCAACAAUAGCUAGUUAAAUAAUAUGCUAAAGUCUGAGACACUAGUUUAAGAUACUUACUUUUUUUAAAAAUUAUCGCUCAAAAUCAACCGUCAUUUGGACGUAAUUCCAGUAAAACGUUCCAAACCACAAUCAUGUGAAAAUUGAGUUAAGAACACAACUGGUCACGUGAUUCAUAUUAACGGACUGAAAAUAUGGCAGCCCUACUGUCACUCUUUGAACGACAUCAUGACUUAGUAGGCCAACGCACAUGGAAUACACUAAUAUUUAUUAAAGUGUUAACACGAAUUCCUUAAAAUGUGAUGGUUGUGACUUGGAACGUUUUUCAGGAAAUAUAUCAUGGUCAUAUUCAGUAAUUUAAAUAAACAUUUACCUCAAAUCUAAA